Messenger RNA from Jaculus jaculus (lesser Egyptian jerboa), 933 nucleotides. Its product is annotated as olfactory receptor 14A16-like. Gene Ontology annotation, biological process: G protein-coupled receptor signaling pathway. Bases 1 to 933 code for a protein of 310 amino acids. NCBI's taxonomy places the organism in Eukaryota, Metazoa, Chordata, Mammalia, Rodentia, Dipodidae. The transcript has a single exon. The record is from RefSeq and is a predicted model, not a curated record. Gene Ontology annotation, molecular function: olfactory receptor activity; G protein-coupled receptor activity; odorant binding. Gene Ontology annotation, cellular component: membrane.
AUGGGUAACGUCACCCCCGAGAGCUCCUUCUUCCUCAUGGGCUUCUCAGAUACCCGAGAGGGUCGGAUCAUGCACGCCCUGCUCUUCUCAGCAGUUUACCUGAUGUCCCUCCUGGGAAACCUGCUCAUCAUCAUUCUCACCGUCGUGGAUCGGCAGCUGCACACACCCAUGUACUUCUUUCUGAAGAACUUAUCCUUGCUUGACCUGUGCCUAAUUUCCGUCACUGUUCCCAAGUCUAUCACAAACUCUCUGCUGAAUAGAAACACCAUUUCAUUCUCUGGAUGUGUUUCCCAGGUUUUUCUCUUCUUUUUCUUAGCCACUACAGAAGUAGCUCUCCUCACAGUCAUGUCCUAUGACCGCUACGUUGCCAUCUGCCAUCCACUCAGGUAUGACAUCAUCAUGAGCCACCAAGCCUGCAUGCAGAUGGCUGCCUCCUCAUGGGCCAGUGGAUGGGUCAAUGCAAUUCUGCACACAGCUGCCACGUUUUCUGUCCCAAUGUGUGAGUUUCCUGACAUUCACCAGUUUUUCUGUGAUGUCCCACAGCUACUUUCCCUGGCCUGUUCUUACAACUUAGGAGAAUUCACAGUCAUUGGGCUCAGCCUGGCAUUGGAUUUUGUUUGCUUUGUGUUCAUUGACAUUUCUUACGUUCACAUCUUCUCUGCUGUACUAAAGAUGCCUUCGAGAGAAAGCAGAACCAAAGCUUUCUCCACGUGUCUCCCUCACCUCACUGUUGUGACUCUUUUUCUCUCGUCUGGGUUUUUUGCCUAUUUACAUCCACUUCCCAAAUCUCCAUCAACUAUAAGUUUGCUAGUUUCAGUCUUCUACACCGUGGUUCCACCUACCAUGAAUCCCCUCAUUUACAGCCUGAGGAAUAAGGAUGUGAAGAUGGCGCUAAGGAGACUGGGAGUGAGUACGUGUUGUUCUUCAGGUUAG